CGGGAAGUUAUAUCUCAAAAUCUACGAAAUUAAAUCACACGAAUAACGUAUUUUUUGUGACAUUUGUUUAAACUUCACGCACAACCCGCACGCACGCUCUUUUAAAAAACUGCUGAUAAAAAGGAAUUUGUGCGCACUUCCUGGACCUAUGUUUUUGUUUAUUUUGGAGAAGGGACAAUAACUGUUACUUCUUCUUCUUACUUCUCUGUUAAUUCACAACCCCCACCCCCGACACACACACACACACACACACACGCACACAGAAAAAGUGAAGUUGUAUUCGGUUGCUGUUUCAGGGGCUUUGACAUGGAGAAUCAGCCGGUGAUGGGCCACCAGAACAGAAACUAUGGAACGACCAAUCCGGGAUACGUACCCACGGCGGAGGGGGCCCCCGCCAUGUUCGCCCCACCCGCGGCUGGCUUCUCGGGCCCCAGCGCUCCUCCGGCCGGCAUGUUUGACAGCGUGCCCGGCUAUGAAGGAACCGUGGCAGGAGGAGGAGGUGGAUUUCUGCCCCCACCCAUGCCGGCUUUCCCGGCUCCCCAGCCUCAACCUGGACCCGAACAGCCACAGACCUGGAAUAUCCCUUCGAUAACUGAAGACACAGCUCGGGAGGCCUUCGCCCUGUUCGCCUCCAGCAAGUGCUGCUACAGUUCGGCGCCGGUAAAAGACGGCGUGAUCACCAGCAUGGACGCGUUCAACACGUACAGGUACCGCCUGGAAACCUUCACGGAGUCGAGAUCUACCGAGUGGAGUCACAAGCCGUACAAUGGCCAGCCGGUGGACGCCUUCUCCCAACCGUCUCCGGGUCCUUGGGAUGUUCCUGCUAAAACCCCCAGUUUCUUCGUGGGUGACAAACAGGUCAUGAAGGUUCCAUACACGUCGUCCAUGAAGCCCUGCCACGCCUGUGUGGGACUGGGGAGAAAACCUUGCAAACACUGCUCCGGCUUUGGAAAUAGAGUCUGUUCGCCGUGCAACGGGUCUGGUAUGCAAUACGGAGGCAAUCAAUGCCUCCACUGCAGCGGCAGAGGGAGGACGAAUUGCAGCUUCUGUCACGGGGAAGGAGCCAAGCAGUGUGACACGUGUCGUGGAAAACAGCAGCUUCUGGUCUACAUCAGCCUCACCGUGAAAUGGACCAACAACUGUGACAACUACGUUGUGGAGCAGUCGAGUGGGCUGCAGGUGGACAACCUCUGCAAAGUGUCUGGCAAGCGACUUUUCAGGGACUCUCAGCACCUGGUAUACCCAGUGAUGGGCUUCCCAGACCCUGCAGUGGUGAGUGCUGCUCAGCGCCUCGUCGGUGAACACCAGGGCAAGUACUCAGCCACGUCACGCAUCCUGCAACAGCGUCAAACCAUAGAGCUGAUCCCCGUCACCAAGGUGACCUACGCUUGGAAAGGGAAAUCGCACAUUUACUUUGUUUACGGGAAAGAGUUCAAAGUAAACGCGGACAACUAUCCUGCUACCUGUUGCUGCACUGUCAUGUAAUUUACAACCGUAUGAAGGUUUUUUUUUUCAUUUUUACAGAUGAUUAGAUAUCAAAAUAAGUUGUAUGUCAAUUCUGCUGACUAAUGGGGAGCUCCAGCACAUUUGGGCUGUUGACGUCCAAUCGAGUCAAACGGCAUUUAAAACGGUAUGAAGCAAGUUAGCGGAACAGAAGGAAGUCUAUUUACCUUUGACCAACUACUACUACACGAUAACUAAUGUUUUGGAAACCAUUUGUAUUGUUACGUGCCAUUUGUAUGUGUCACAUCGUGUUAGUUCUAUGUGUACGUGUGUCCCCAGUGUCUCCUGAUCGUUCAUUCCCAUCCCCUCUCAUAUACAAUAAUACUAUAUGAACUAUAUUCCCUGAAUCCUGAACCUUUUUGCUCACAUAUGGCGGACGUGAUUUGGAUUUCUUUAUUCUUUAAUUAACAGUAAAACAAAUAUUUAUUUGUACCAGUGGUUUUUUUAUGUUAGUAAUAUGUAUGUGAACCUCAUCCUAAUCUCUCAUAACAGAACUAAUAGUUUUAUGUGAAUGUAACAAAUUGUUAAAUGUUCAUGAUCAUAUGAGACAAAACAUAAUACUUUAUUUUGAACUGUUCCUUGCUUUCAAUAAAUGCUAUUUCUUCUUGUGUUUUACAAGUAA
This is a messenger RNA of Cyclopterus lumpus (lumpfish), 2125 nucleotides long. RefSeq names its product protein SSUH2 homolog. The record is from RefSeq and is a predicted model, not a curated record. Bases 307 to 1485 code for a protein of 392 amino acids. The transcript is spliced from 14 exons. Lineage: Eukaryota; Metazoa; Chordata; Actinopteri; Perciformes; Cyclopteridae.